Messenger RNA from Olea europaea var. sylvestris, 1000 nucleotides. RefSeq names its product NAC domain-containing protein 35-like. Gene Ontology annotation, biological process: regulation of DNA-templated transcription. Gene Ontology annotation, molecular function: DNA binding. The transcript has 2 exons. The record is from RefSeq and is a predicted model, not a curated record. Lineage: Eukaryota; Viridiplantae; Streptophyta; Magnoliopsida; Lamiales; Oleaceae. The coding region runs from base 82 to 852 and encodes 256 amino acids.
UAAAUAAACUCUCCCAUGGUAUAAGUUUGCAUGCCAAAAUUCUGAAAGAAACAAACAUUUUCUGAACAACUUAAAAUACCAAUGGAUGAAUCAACAUCGGAGCUUAGGUUGCCAGGUUUCAGAUUUCAUCCUACUGAGGAAGAACUUCUCAGUUUCUACCUUAAAAAUAUGGUCCUCCGGAAAAACUCGCGCAGUGCCAAUAUCAUAGGUUUUCUUAAUAUAUACCAUCACGACCCUUGGGAUUUGCCAGGGCUGGCAAAAAUUGGGGAGAGAGAAUGGUACUUCUUUGUGCCAAGGAACAAAAAACAUGGGAGUGGAGGGAGGCCUAACAGGACAACUCGAAAUGGGUUUUGGAAGGCAACAGGCUCUGAUCGUAAAAUACUAAACAUUUCUGAUCCAAAAAGAAUGUUGGGUCUAAAAAAGACACUUGUGUUUUACAAUGGGAGAGCACCUCGAGGACUAAAGACUGAUUGGAUCAUGAAUGAAUAUCGCUUACCAGAUACAUGCGACAUCGUAUUGUGUAAAAUUUAUAGGAAGGCAACCUCCUUAAAGGUGAUGGAGCAGAGGGCUGCAGCAAUGGAUGAGCAAGUAAAGCCAGUUCUACCCCUAAACCCGCCCACUCCUUCCAUGGACACCAUGUUAGAGUGGGAAUAUAGUGAUGUAUCGGAGAAACGUUUAACAAAGAUGUCGAGUAAUGGUAUAAUGUUGCCAAAUGGUGAAGAGAAAGUAGAACAUCUCCAACUGCCCAAAUUGACCACGGACUGGAAUCUAGACUCUUUCUGGACACAAUUUCAUAGCCCUUGGCUUGACAAAUUUAACACCUUUAGCCAAUUUGUGGAAUUUUUGAACUAAUAUCUUGUCCAAGGUUUGUAAAAGAUUUACUUCCCAUUUCGAAAAACUAUGAAUUAACAUUUGGUUUUCCUGGUGGCAUUGAUGUCGACACUGUAACGUGCCCAAAAAUUUUCGUAUUUAUUAUUAUAAGUACAAUUUCGUGUUGCAA